AUGGACAUCGUGGUUGGACUUCCCAAGACUUUGGGGAAGUAUGAUUCCAUUUGGGUGGUGGUUGAAAGGUUGAUAAAGUUAGCAUACUUUAUUCCGAUUAGAAUGGACUACAAUGCACAACAAUUGGCAAAUAUUUAUGUGAAAGAGAUAGGUAUUAGAAUAAGUUUCUUUGCCUUGUGUGAGUUCCCCUACAAUAAUAGUUACCAUUCCAGCAUUGAGAUGCCACUAUUCGAAGCUCUUUACAGGAGGGGAUAUAGGGAUCCCAUAGGAUUAUUUGAGGCUGGAGUAGUAAAGGAUGUGCAGGUUAAGGUAAGGAGCAUCCAAACUAAGCUUCUAGCAGCUCAGAGUCUCCAAAAAGAGUAUGCUAACCAUAAGGGUAUUAGAAUAAGUUUCUUUGCCUUGUGUGAGUUCCCCUACAAUAAUAGUUACCAUUCCAGCAUUGAGAUGCCACUAUUCGAAGCUCUUUACAGGAGGGGAUAUAGGGAUCCCAUAGGAUUAUUUGAGGCUGGAGUAGUAAAGGAUGCGCAGGUUAAGGUAAGGAGCAUCCAAACUAAGCUUCUAGCAGCUCAGAGUCUCCAAAAAGAGUAUGCUAACCAUAAGGUGAGGGAUAUGAUAUUCUGGGAUGGUGAGCAAUUACUUCUAAAUAUGUCACCCAUUAAGGGGGUAAUGACGUUUGGUAAAAAGAGAAAGCUUUAUUCUUGCUAUAUUGGCCCUUUUGAGAUUCUUGACCUUCUAGGGCUAGUGGCUUAA
Messenger RNA from Solanum dulcamara, 750 nucleotides. RefSeq lists its product as uncharacterized. The coding region runs from base 1 to 750 and encodes 249 amino acids. The record is from RefSeq and is a predicted model, not a curated record. The transcript has 3 exons. NCBI's taxonomy places the organism in Eukaryota, Viridiplantae, Streptophyta, Magnoliopsida, Solanales, Solanaceae.